Sphaerulina musiva SO2202 is the source of this 2451-nucleotide messenger RNA. RefSeq lists its product as uncharacterized. The record is from RefSeq and is a predicted model, not a curated record. The coding region runs from base 1 to 2451 and encodes 816 amino acids. The transcript has 2 exons. Gene Ontology annotation, biological process: protein ubiquitination; rescue of stalled cytosolic ribosome. Gene Ontology annotation, molecular function: ribosome binding; ubiquitin protein ligase activity. NCBI's taxonomy places the organism in Eukaryota, Fungi, Ascomycota, Dothideomycetes, Mycosphaerellales, Mycosphaerellaceae.
AUGACCCUGGGACUGCAGAUGAUUCCAUCGACGAGCGGCGGAGAAAGCCAGGGCAGAGGAGGGCGUGGUGGAGGCCGGGGGCGAGGUGGCCAAAGAGGUGGCGCAAACCGAGGUGCUUCUGCAGAGCAUCACAAUGGCGCACCCAACGACCGCGGCGCUGAUCGGACAAGGGCUGAUGGUGGUGGUAAUCGAGGACGUGGAAGAGGCAGAGGUCGAGGGGGAGGAGGAGGUCGAGGUGGAAGAGGAGACUCCAAUCAUAACAAUCGCGACAGAGCAUUCAGCAGCGCCCAACAGAAUACAACAGCAGUACAACCGAGUCCGGAACCUGGCGGAACGGGCGUCUUUGGUGCUCGCCUGACCAAAGACGCCGCCCACAAUAUCCAAGGCGAGGGAGCAGGUGCGCAAGUGGAGGACGGCGACGACGUUGAGGCGGAAGUGUGCUUCAUCUGCGCAUCUCCCGUCUCGCACAAUAGCGUCGCACCUUGUAACCACCGCACCUGCCACAUUUGCGCCCUUCGACUGCGCGCACUGUACAAGACGAAAGCUUGUGCGCAUUGCAGAACGGAGGCUACAAAUGUGAUUUUCACUGAUGAUGCAGAGAAGAGGUACGAGGACUUCGUAGAAAGAGAUUUUCACAGAGUCGACAAGAAUCUUGGUAUCAGCUACGAAAAGCACGAGAUCUUCGAGGACACUGUGCUACUGUUGAGAUACAACUGUCCGGAUCAGGAUUGCUAUGAGGCAUGCUUGGGCUGGCCAGAUCUGCAUCGCCACGUCCGUAACACCCACCAAAAGGUGAUGUGUGAUUUGUGUACCAGGAAUAAGAAAGUCUUCACACACGAGCACGAGCUGUUCACUCAUGCAGAAUUGAAACGACACGAGAAAUUUGGAGACGAUCAUCCAGGUGCUGUCGACCAGAGUGGAUUCAAAGGUCAUCCAGAAUGUGGCUUCUGCCGGAGAAGGUUCUACGGCGAUGAUGAGCUCUUUUCGCAUUGUCGUGAGGCUCACGAAAGAUGUCACUUGUGCGAUAGGCGCAACGGAGGUAAUACACCCCAGUAUUUCAUGAAUUACGAUGCUCUGGAGAAGCAUUUCAGCAAAGACCAUUUUCCAUGUCUGGACCAGGAGUGCCAGGAGAAGAAGUUCGUGGUGUUUGAUUCUGAAAUGGACCUGAAAGCCCAUCAGCUUGAACAGCAUCCCAAUGGAUUAUCGAAAGAUGCACGCAGGGUGGAUCUCUCGGCAUUCGAUUAUCGCCCACAGUACCAAGAGCCUACUCGAGGCAGAGGUGGCAGACGAGGAGGUCGCGGGCGUGACCCGAACGCAGAGCCUCUGCCAGCAUCAUCCGCCGGUAACCUGAGUCGUGCUGAGGUAGCGCAUCAGCGCGAGCGUGAGAUACACAGCGCACAGUCUGUUUCUGCUCGAUCAUUUGGAGGUCAACUGAGCGCACCCACCCCAGCGCAAGCUGCUUCACGGCCAGCGAUCACACAACAAACAGCCACACAAGCAGCUCCGCAAUCACCCCACCCGGCAGCACCACUCACGCCACAGGAGCAGGCGCGGCAACUGCGCCAUGCUGCUGUCAACGAGCGUGCUUCAAAUCUAGCCCGCAACGAGAAGGUGAAGAUGGAUGCGUUCCGUGAGCGGGUCUCAUCAUAUACCCGGGGUGGCAUCUCUCCGGGCGAUCUGAUCGACGCCUUGUUCUCAAUAUUCGAUACCUCAUCCAAGGAAAUUGGCAAGCUCAUCAACGAACUGGCAGAUAUUUUCGAAGUGCCUGGCAAGCGAGAUAGCCUUCUCAAAGCGUGGGCGGACUGGAAGGCUGUGAAUGAAGACUAUCCGACAUUACCAGGUCCGGCUGGCGCCAACACAACCGCUGCGGGAGUGCUUGGCAAGGGCGUAGGGGCUUCGCGUGUUCUGAAGCUGAAGAGCUCCACAGCCAAAAGCUCACAAUCAGCAGUCGGUCGCCAAGCGUCAUGGGGCUCAGCAAGUAGCACUCCUGCCGCUUCCUCAAGCAAUCCAUUCCCGUCACUUCCUCCACGGAACGGUGGACCAUCGAUUCAACUUGGUCGAGGAAGUGCCGCUCCAGCACCCACCCCUAGCUGGCUGGCCACUCGUCCCGCCACAGAUUCAGCCGCACGAUCGCCUGCAAUGACCCCUUCCAGUUCUGCAAGAGCGUCUCCUGCUAUCAAUGCCAGACAGCAGCCCACGGGCACCAAUACGAGAAGCGCCGAGCUGUUUCCUGCGUUGCCUGCAGCAAAGAAGCCCACGAGCACGGUAUUCUCGCCUGGUUACACUGGACGAGGAAUUCUUCGAACGAACUCGGGAAAUCCUAGUGUCAAUGCUUGGGCGGGAGGCAGUGGGACUUCUACUCCGGUGGUAGAUGCGAACGCUGGGCAGAAUGAUGAGAGCGUGGCGAGAAAGGGCAAGAAGGGAAAGCAGAUUGUGUUCAAGUGGGGAUGA